Aspergillus wentii DTO 134E9 is the source of this 2100-nucleotide messenger RNA. RefSeq names its product RNA-binding signal recognition particle subunit SRP54. Gene Ontology annotation, cellular component: cytosol; signal recognition particle, endoplasmic reticulum targeting. Bases 186 to 1787 code for a protein of 533 amino acids. Gene Ontology annotation, biological process: SRP-dependent cotranslational protein targeting to membrane, translocation; SRP-dependent cotranslational protein targeting to membrane. The record is from RefSeq and is a predicted model, not a curated record. Gene Ontology annotation, molecular function: endoplasmic reticulum signal sequence receptor activity; GTPase activity; ATP hydrolysis activity. The transcript has 2 exons. Lineage: Eukaryota; Fungi; Ascomycota; Eurotiomycetes; Eurotiales; Aspergillaceae.
CGGCCAACGACUCCAGACUCUCCGCAUCGCUUCUGCUGUCCUUUUGCUUCAACAUUGCUGUCAUUGCAAUCCACGACUCCGAUUCUCCAUCGCUUUAGUGACGACAUUUAUCAGGAGAAAGUCGGCGCUUAUUGAAGCUCGACCCCGUUAUAUCUCUCGACAUUUAAUCGACCCAGUCUUCCGCCAUGGUCCUCCAGGAUCUUGGGCGGCGAAUCAACGCCGCUGUCAAUGACUUGACACGAUCCAACAAUCUCGAUGAAAAGGCGUUUGAUGAUAUGUUGAAAGAGAUCUGCGCCGCUUUGCUGUCGGCAGACGUCAAUGUUCGCCUCGUCCAGACACUUCGCAAAUCUAUCAAGUCCGGCGUGAAUUUUGCCAACCUUCCUCCAGCCGUGAACAAGAAGCGGACGAUCCAGAAGGCUGUCUUUGAUGAGUUGGUGUCGCUGGUCGAUCCUCAUGCUGAAUCGUUCCGUCCCAAGAAAGGCCGGUCCAAUGUGAUCAUGUUUGUGGGUUUGCAAGGUGCGGGCAAGACCACCACCUGUACCAAAUUGGCCCGGCACUAUCAGACUCGUGGUUUCAAGACAGCCCUCGUUUGUGCCGAUACCUUCCGUGCUGGUGCGUUUGACCAGCUGAAGCAAAAUGCCACCAAGGCCAAAAUUCCAUACUACGGUAGCUUGACCCAGACAGACCCCGCCGUUGUGGCAGCGGAAGGUGUCGCCAAAUUCAAGAAGGAAAGAUUUGAGAUUAUUAUUGUGGAUACCAGUGGUCGGCACAAGCAGGAAGAGGACCUCUUCACUGAAAUGACGCAGAUUCAGACUGCCGUGACCCCAGACCAAACCAUCCUUGUACUGGACAGCACCAUCGGUCAGGCAGCUGAGGCACAGUCUGCUGCUUUCAAGACGACCGCGGACUUUGGAGCCAUCAUCAUCACCAAGACGGACGGACAUGCAGCUGGAGGAGGUGCCAUCUCUGCCGUCGCGGCAACGCACACCCCGAUUAUCUACCUGGGUACUGGUGAACACUUGAUGGACCUGGAGCGCUUUGAUCCCAAGGCUUUUAUCCAAAAGCUGUUGGGAAUGGGUGACAUGGCUGGUCUUGUUGAACAUGUGCAAGCUGUGACUAAGGACUCUGCAGCGGCCAAAGAGACGUACAAGCACAUCUCGGAGGGAAUCUACACGAUUCGGGAUUUCCGUGAAAACAUCACCUCCAUAAUGAAAAUGGGCCCUCUUUCCAAAUUGUCAGGCAUGAUCCCCGGUCUCUCCAACCUGACGGCUGGGUUGGACGACGAGGACGGCUCGCUCAAGCUCCGCCGUAUGAUCUACAUCUUCGACAGCAUGACAGCUGCCGAGCUGGACGGUGACGGAAAGGUCUUCGUGGAACACCCCAGCCGUAUGGUUCGCAUCGCAUGUGGUAGCGGUACGACUGUCCGCGAGGUUGAGGACCUGCUGUCGCAGCACCGUAUGAUGGCCGGCAUGGCCAAGCGGGUCGGUGGUCAGAAGAAGCAGAUGCAGCGCGCCCAGAACAUGCUCAAGGGUGGCAACAAAGAACAACAGAUGGCGGCUAUGCAAAAGCGCAUGGCAGCCAUGGGCGGUGGAGGAGGCAUGCCUGGUAUGCCUGGUAUGCCCGGCAUGGGCGAUAUGUCCAAGAUGAUGCAGAUGCUUCAGGGACAAGGUGGUGGUGGUGGUGGUGGUGGCGGCCUGCCUGGCUUGGGAGGCAUGGACUUGCAGAGCAUGAUGAGCCAGAUGAGUGGGUUGAUGGGUGGUGGUGGUGGACGAGGCAGAGGUCGGUAAUGGCUUGCCACGGCUUUUUCUACAUUUUCUUCUGUUACUUUGAUAUCACUCAUGUCCAUGCCCAGACGCAUAUCUGACCUGACUGAAUGGUUUAUGGUUGUUGAUUGUAGCAUUUGGAUGGUGUUUGGCGCUUUUUUUUUUUUUUUGGGUGUGCUUUUUCUCGAUUCGUUUACAUUCAACAAUCUUAUUCUGGAGAUGCUUGUCAAAUUAUUACUUUAAAGAUGAAUAUAUAACUUUAGUAUCUCCUAGGGGAGUGUAGACAAAAAUCUGAUUUGCUUGGAGUUUCUACAAUCUACAGAAUAGCAAUGAACAU